AUGGGUCGAAAGAUGGUAAAGAUGGUAAAGAUGGAGAAGAUACCGAACGAGAAAACGAGGAUAACGACUUACAAGAAGAGGAAAGCAUGUUUGUACAAGAAAGCCAGUGAGUUCUCAACGCUCUGCGGCGUGGACACUUGUCUCAUUGUGUACGGCCCGAGCAGAGCAGGGGACGAGAUGGUAGCGGAGCCGGAGUUAUGGCCAAAAGAUGAGAGCAAAGUCCGUGAAAUCAUAACCAAGUAUAGGGACAUUGCGUCAAGCAGCUGCACCAAGAUUUACACCGUGCAAGAAUGCUUGGAGAAAAACAACACUAAGGUGGAGAAUUCCAAGACUGCGACCAAGUAUCAACCAUGGGACAAACAGCUCGACAAGUGUUCUUUAAACGAGCUCUACGCAGUAUUCAUGGCUGUAGAAAACAAGAUUCAAGAGGCUACGAAUAAGAAUCAACCAUUUCCUGACUGUGCUUCUUGGUCUCAUGAGCAACUUGGUUUAUCCGGUUACAAUCAGCAAUGUCUUGAGCAGAUUCAGUUGUUUCUUAUGCCUACUAUGGAGCACAACGAGUUCUCUUUUUUCCCUUUCAUUAACCAGGUUACCUCAACUAAGACAGAAGUACCUUCUUUCUCACAUGGGGCAGAGCCAAUGAUAGCUAACGGGCAAACAUUCUUUUACGGGAGUUGUUCAGAUGGUCCAUACGGCCCACUGAUGCAGAGGACAGCUUACAUGGAGCCAAUACAAUGGGGUUUAGGAAGCAGUAUGUUCAACGACGCGAAGCAGUUCUCAGAUUAUCCCUUCAGGUUUUCACAAAAUAAUGACUUGGAGGAUUCAAGUAAACAUCCUAUGUGA
Camelina sativa (false flax) is the source of this 843-nucleotide messenger RNA. Its product is annotated as agamous-like MADS-box protein AGL82. Gene Ontology annotation, molecular function: protein dimerization activity; RNA polymerase II cis-regulatory region sequence-specific DNA binding; DNA-binding transcription factor activity, RNA polymerase II-specific. The record is from RefSeq and is a predicted model, not a curated record. Gene Ontology annotation, biological process: positive regulation of transcription by RNA polymerase II. NCBI's taxonomy places the organism in Eukaryota, Viridiplantae, Streptophyta, Magnoliopsida, Brassicales, Brassicaceae.